CCGCAGCCACAUUCUGCUACCUCGCGCACGCCAUUUCCCCAUCGAUCUGCCCGUGCUUCUUCUUCUUAAGCAGUUGCUCGCCUUGGAUCCAUGGACCAUCAGAUCAGCUCCCACGUGCACGCCGACGGCGAGCGCAGGGCGAAGGAGGAGGACGUCGUCGACGUCGAGGCGGCCGAUCCGAAGCCGGCCGAGGCCGCCGAUCACCCGGGCGGCGACGAUGGCGGCGUCAACUACAUGGCCCGCGCGCAGUGGCUCCGCGCGGCCGUCCUCGGCGCUAACGACGGCCUCGUCUCCGUCGCGUCCCUCAUGAUCGGCGUCAGCGCCGUCAACGACGCCGGCAAGACGAUGCUCGUGUCGGGCCUCGCCGGGCUGGUGGCCGGCGCCUGCAGCAUGGCCAUCGGCGAGUUCGUGUCCGUCUACGCGCAGUACGACAUCGAGGUGUCGGAGAUCAAGCGCGACGGCGCCAAGGGCAAGAAGGAGAACCUGCCGAGCCCGACGCUGGCCGCGCUCGCGUCGGCGCUGGCGUUCGCGGUGGGCGCGCUCCUGCCGCUGCUGGCCGGCGGGUUCGUGAGGCCGAGGGGCGCCAGGGUCGGGGCGGUGUGCGCGGCGACCACCGUGGGGCUGGCCGGCUUCGGCGCGGCGGGCGGGUACCUGGGCGGCGCGAGCAUGGCGAGGUCAGGGUCCAGGGUCCUCGUGGGCGGGUGGGUCGCCAUGGCCGUCACGUACGGCGUGCUCUGGCUGUUCGUCAAGGUGUUCCACAUUCACGUCUCGUCGUUGGGGUGAAGUGCCCGCGCUGGUUUGGCUGGUGGUGGGUGGAGUAAUUUGCAGAAUUAAUACAAGAGUUCAGAGCUAGCUGUCAGUUACUACUCCGUAAAAUUUGGACAUUUGGUGCACGCCAUGCGCAUGGUUAAUGGCUACCCAUAUCAUGAGCAGGGAUCGCCCGGAUCGAUCGGUGUGUAAUGUUUUUCUUUCAGCUUAGUGUAAUGUCUCUGGUUGGUGGCGAUGUAAGGCCGGGCUAAUGAAAAUACUAUGCUCUUUUCCA
Hordeum vulgare subsp. vulgare (domesticated barley) is the source of this 1042-nucleotide messenger RNA. Its product is annotated as vacuolar iron transporter homolog 2-like. The record is from RefSeq and is a predicted model, not a curated record. The transcript has a single exon. The coding region runs from base 91 to 783 and encodes 230 amino acids. Gene Ontology annotation, biological process: intracellular manganese ion homeostasis. Gene Ontology annotation, molecular function: iron ion transmembrane transporter activity; manganese ion transmembrane transporter activity. NCBI's taxonomy places the organism in Eukaryota, Viridiplantae, Streptophyta, Magnoliopsida, Poales, Poaceae. Gene Ontology annotation, cellular component: membrane.